Cucurbita pepo subsp. pepo (vegetable marrow) is the source of this 732-nucleotide messenger RNA. Lineage: Eukaryota; Viridiplantae; Streptophyta; Magnoliopsida; Cucurbitales; Cucurbitaceae. The record is from RefSeq and is a predicted model, not a curated record.
UAAUAAAAUCGCAUUGAUUCCUAAAUUUCAGUCCACACACGAAGCAUUUCCAACUUCACCUUUCUGAUUCUCACUGAUCUCCGAGCCGCCACCGUCCCCGAUACCCUUCCUCUUCUUCUCUUCAGCCAUGGCUGGUUCUUCUCACGCUAGACUCCUUGGCCCUGCUUCCGACUGCCGUUCCUGUCCCGAUCUCGCUGUUGCAGGUCGUUUUCGAGGGCACAGCUACAGCCGAUUUACUCAUGAAGCCAAAUCGGUGAAGGCGACGGUGGCGUCUUACGCCUUGUCUUCUUCCCGGAUUUUCAAGUUUCCGCCCAAUUUCGUCAGGCAACUCAGUACCAAGGCGCGUAGGAACUGCAGUAAUAUUGGCGUUGCACAGGUUGUCGCGGCUUCGUGGUCGAACAACUCCUCUCCUUUUCAAUCGGCGGCGGCGGCGUCGGCUAAUGCCGUUGACGCCGCUGCCGCUGCCGCAGUGCCUGCCACUUCUGAUGCGGCGGCGUUGGAAGGUAGCGUUGGUACUGAGAGUUUGAAGGUAGAGGAGGGUUUAGGUGAUUCCAGAACCUCUGUCUUCGAUUGCGAUGGGAGUGUUGCAAUCCACGCUGGCGAAAGAUUCGGUCGUGGUAGAGUUGACGACGCUAUUACUACGCCGGUGGUUAACACUUCCGCUUAUUUCUUUAAAAAAACUGCUGAUCUCCUUGAUUUCAAGGUACUUACUUGGAUUCCAUGUUGAUUCAA